AGGUGGGAGGGAGUCACAGUGUGACUGUGGCAGGUUCACAGAGCUGUGAGGAAAUGUCCUUCAAUGACUGCAGUGUGUUCAUCCACUGACGUGUGUUACUGAGAGUCUGAUGAGCUGACAGGAGGAUCAUGAUCAACUCCACACACUUCUCAUAUUUCACACUUGCUGCCUACUCUGACACCGGGCUCUUCAAAUACUUAUACUUCAUCAUUGUGAUGAUUUUAUACAUGUUGAUUAUCUGUGCCAACCUCCUGCUGAUUGUGGUUAUCUGUGUGAACAGAAGCUUACAUGAACCUAUGUACAUGUUUCUGUGCAGCCUGUUUGUAAAUGAACUGUAUGGUAGUACAGGGUUGUUUCCAUUGCUGCUGCUUCAGAUCCUCUCUGACAUUCACACUGUCUCUGCUUCAGCUUGUUUCCUGCAGAUUUUCUGUUUGUACUCUUACGGAGGAAUCGAGUUUUUUAACUUAGCUGUCAUGUCUUAUGACAGAUAUCUUGCUAUCUGUUAUCCUCUACAGUAUAACACACGCAUGACGUCCAAUAAGAUUGCUGUGCUCACUGCUCUGAUGUGGAUUUACCCUCUGCUUAUCAAUGCUUUGAUCGUGGCUGGUCUGACGUUCCCUUUACAGCUGUGUGGGAACAUCAUUAACAAAGUGUACUGUGACAACUAUUAUGUCAUUAAACUGGCGUGCUCUGACACAAGACUCAAUAACAUCUUUGGACUCACUCACAUGUUCACAGUCAUCUUGGGUCUUAUACUUUUAAUUAUCUACACGUACAUCAGGAUCCUUAAAGUCUGUUUGUUUGGUUCUAAACAGACGAGACAGAAAGCUCUCAGCACCUGCACACCUCACCUCGCCUCUCUGCUCAACUUCUCCAUCGGCUGCUUCUUUGAAAUCGUGCAGAGCAGGUUUAAUAUGAACAAUUUACCAAAUAUAUUGCGUAUUUUUUUAUCACUAUACUGGCUCACAUGUCAGCCGCUCAUCAACCCUUUACUGUACGGACUGAAAAUGACCAAAAUACGUGUUUUAUUUAGAAAUAUGCUCUUUAGGGGAAAAACAGUAACUGACAAUAAUAUCAGAUAAAAUUAUUAUCAACUGUCAAGAUUCAUUUUCUUUGGAUUUUCUUCUGUUCAUCAAAUUAUUGUAGUGUUUUUAUUGUUUUAAUAUUAAGAACCUUUAAACUGCAUUUAAGAAGCGUCGUAUCAUUGUUAUUAAUCUGAAGCAGGCACAUUUCCUGUCACCAGAUGUCCUCAGACUUUCCCUCCUCUCCACUCACCUGUCCUCUCCACUCACCUGUCCUCUCCACUCACCUCCUCCUCCUCCUGCAGAUAGCAGAUAUGUAUCAUGUCACAUUUAAUCAGCUCCAAAGUUGCCGUGCGCCUCAUGUCUUUGUUUUCAAGGCACCAAACCCUGAACCUGACCCCGACUCAGAGC
This is a messenger RNA of Epinephelus moara (kelp grouper), 1433 nucleotides long. Its product is annotated as olfactory receptor 49-like. The record is from RefSeq and is a predicted model, not a curated record. Gene Ontology annotation, cellular component: membrane. The transcript is spliced from 2 exons. The coding region runs from base 129 to 1082 and encodes 317 amino acids. Lineage: Eukaryota; Metazoa; Chordata; Actinopteri; Perciformes; Serranidae. Gene Ontology annotation, molecular function: G protein-coupled receptor activity; olfactory receptor activity. Gene Ontology annotation, biological process: G protein-coupled receptor signaling pathway.